ACGGAAAAGUCAGAUUGAGCAUCCACACAACAAUACAAGAAGGAAAAAUGAAGAGUCAAUCAGAGUUGUUAACCCCAGAAUUAUAGAGGAAUCGUCAAAUUCGUAGGCUGGGAAUUGGGAUUGCAAUGUUUUUCGAGAAAAGUAAUAUAUUCUCUCGUGUACUCAUUCAUAUCUAGCCUUAUUAUCAUUGCAUUUUUUCAUCUACGAUUUUCAUAUUAGAGAGGGAUGGGUACCGAUACGACUCCGCCUCGGCUAUUCUUUCUUCUGGUUCUAUUCCUGUCUCAUUGCAUAGCAUGCUUCUCCGAUGCAGGUGAUACUGAUACCAUUUCGGUAGGUCAGUCACUGAAAGUGGGCGAGAGCAGAUUAUCUAAAGGUGGCAAAUUUGAAAUCGGAUUUUUCACAGGCCCUCCUUCAAAAAUCUUUCUGGGCUCAUGUCAUAAGAAUUUUGAUGUCAAGGACAUUGUUUGGGUAGCAAAUAGAGAAAACCCUUUGUCCGACCCAUCUUCUUUAAGCCUCAAGUUCUCAGAAGAUGGUAAUCUAGUUCUGCUUGAAAGUUCAUCCAAAACACCAUUUUGGUCGACAAAUUUGACGUAUACCCUUCCAAACUCCACUGAAGGAGUAAUUCUAGACGAUGGAAAUUUUGUUUUAAGAGAUGGCUCGAACCAUUCCACCAUAUUUUGGGAGAGUUUCGACCAUCCAACCAAUGUAUGGUUGCCAGGUGCGAAGCUUGGGAUCGAUAAGAUUACUGGAAAAGCGAAGCAGUUUGUUUCAUGGAAAAGUUCAGAAGAUCCUGCACCGGGCAUGUUCUCGUUCGGGUUAGACCCAAGUGGAAGCAGCCAGUUAAUCUUACAGUGGAACAGGUCCCAAGUGUAUUGGAGUACUGGAGUUUGGAAUGAAAAAUCUUUCAGCUUGGCUCCUGAUAUGGUGAUGAAUGAUAUCAACUUCAGUUUUGUGUCAGAUGAAAAUGAAAGCUAUUUUACUUAUUCUGUUGGAACUAAUUAUUCCAGAUAUAUGUUUGUCCUUGAGCCUUCUGGAAAGAUCCAGCUACUGACGUGGUCGGAUGGCCCUUGGAAUUGGACUGUAACUUGGUCUCGACCGGAAAGCCCGUCGGAAGUCUAUGCGUUAUGUGGUAAAUUUGGCGUGUAUCAGGAAAACUUCUCAAACCCCUGUGCAUGUCUAAAAGGUUUUGAAGGAUUUCCGAUUGAAGACAGAGCCCAAGAUGAUUGGUCAGGUGGAUGUGUGAGGAAAUCCCCUUUGCAAUGUGAGAAUGGUACGAAUGCUAAUGGCCAAAAAGAUUGGUUCCUGAAAAUACCGAACGUCAGAUUGCCUAUUAAUCCAAAAGCAUACCCGGCAGCGAAUGCUAAAAGGUGUGAAUUUGCUUGCAUGAAUGUUUGCUCUUGCCCUGCUUAUGCACACAACAGCAGCGGAUGCAUGAUAUGGGAAGGAGGGCUUUUGAACUUACAGCAACUUUCAGAAGGUCGCGAGGCCGGACAAGAUAUCUAUCUCAGGCUUGCUGCUGAUGAGCGUCAAAGUACCAAACGCAACCGCUGGAAAGUAUGGCUUGUAGCCGUGCUGGUCGCUGCAACAGGGAUAAUUAACUUAUGCCUCUGCAUUUAUUUUUCACGCCUGGGAAAGCGCAAAGUCCAAGGAGAGGUCCAAGAGAAGGCUACAAGCAAUGAUCUACUGUUAUUUGAUUUUAAUACUGAACUCGGUGGAAUGAAGGAUGUUGAGUUACCACUAUUCAGUUAUGAGAGUGUAUCAGCUGCGACUAAUAAUUUCUCAACCGAGAAUAAGCUUGGACGAGGAGGUUUUGGACCAGUCUACAAGGGAAAGUUACUUAAUGGGGAGGAAAUUGCAGUGAAAAUGCUUUCAAAAAGAUCAGGACAGGGGCUUGAGGAAUUCAGAAAUGAGGCAACACUAAUUGCAAAACUCCAGCAUACAAAUCUUGUCAGACUCUUGGGUUGCUGUAUGGAGCAAGAUGAAAAGAUAUUGAUAUACGAGUAUAUGCCCAAUAAGAGUCUGGAUUCCUACCUUUUUGAUGCCGAUCCCAUCAAGAAAAAGAUGUUAGAUUGGGGGAUACGCAUGCGCAUUAUUGAAGGGAUUGCUCAGGGGCUUCUUUAUCUUCAUCAAUAUUCAAGGCUACGAAUCAUACAUAGAGAUUUAAAACCUAGUAACAUUCUCUUGGAUGGUGAAAUGAAUCCGAAAAUAUCAGAUUUUGGCAUGGCACGAAUAGUUGGAGAUAAUGCAACACAAGCAGACACAAAUAGGAUCGUUGGAACUUAUGGCUACAUGUCUCCGGAAUAUGCUAUGGAAGGUCGAUACUCGAUAAAGUCUGAUGUGUUUAGCUUUGGAGUAGUGUUACUUGAGAUUGUGAGUGGCAAGAAGAAUAAAGGCUUCAAUAGCAACGAGUCAUUCGGUCUUCUCAUAUAUGCUUGGGAGUUGUGGAGAGAAGAUCGAAGUGUAGAAUUGAUGGAUCUUACAAUUGGUUAUCCUUCUUCAACUUCCAUGAUAAUGAAAUUCAUUAACAUCGGGCUUCUUUGUGUUCAAGAGAAACCAGCCGACCGACCUACCAUGAGUGAUGUAGUCUCAAUGAUAAGCAAUGAACAAACACCUCUACCAGUACCCAAGCAACCUGCUUUUACCAUAGGCGGGAAUUCGAUGGACACAAAUUCAACAACUAGCAGUGCAGAGGAUUGCUCAGUAAACGAUGUAACUGUUUCGAUUAUGGAAGCUCGAUGACUCUUUUCUUUAUAUUUAUUUUAAGACAACUAGGCAUUUUCUUGAAUCACCAUUUGUAUCUAUUUUUUUUGUUUUAUUUGGUGCGAGUAUAAUAAUAUUCCUUGACAUUUUUGCACGGCUAUUAGCACAUUAGUUGAUGUUUGGGAAGUGUAGAAUAAAAAAUUUGAUUU
Molecule: messenger RNA, 2909 nt
Organism: Juglans regia (Persian walnut)
Lineage: Eukaryota; Viridiplantae; Streptophyta; Magnoliopsida; Fagales; Juglandaceae
Product: receptor-like serine/threonine-protein kinase SD1-8
Exons: 7
Coding region: 226-2739 (837 amino acids)
Biological process (GO): recognition of pollen; protein phosphorylation
Molecular function (GO): protein serine/threonine kinase activity; ATP binding
Source: RefSeq, a predicted model, not a curated record